ACCUAGCCCCACCUCCUCCCUCCCUCCCUCCCUCAGCCACUCAUAUAAACUCAAAUCACAAGCAAUUUCUGUUUAUCCCAAGUCCCAAAACAUUUUCUGGUACUCAAAAUCCAUAAUGGGUUUUAAGUGUCAGGUUUUGGUCUGUACUUUUUGUCUAGUGAUGCUUUUGUUUUUGCAAGAAACAAGAGCUGGAAUACACUCCUCCAACGCUAGCAGGUUGAAUGGGAGGAAGAAAGUGAGUGGCUGUAAUUUGUUUCGAGGGAGAUGGGUGGUUGAUACAUCUUAUCCUCUCUAUGAUUCCUCUGGCUGUCCGUUCAUUGAUGAUGAGUUUAAUUGCCAAAAAUAUGGCAGGCGUGAUAACCAGUAUCUGAAAUACUCUUGGCAACCUGAUUCUUGUAAGAUACCAAGGUUUAAUGGCGCAGAUUUUUUGAGGAGGUGGAGAGGGAAGAAGAUAAUGUUUGUGGGCGACUCACUGAGUCUGAACAUGUGGGAAUCAUUGUCAUGCAUGAUUCAUGCUGCGGUGCCCAAGGCCAAGACAACCUUUUCCAGGAGAGACUCACUGUCUUCUGUGACCUUUGAUGGCUACGGUGUAACUUUGUACAUGUAUCGCACACCAUACUUGGUGGACAUUGUUCGAGAAAAUGUUGGCAAGGUGUUAAACCUAAACUCCAUUGAGGCUGGCAAUGCAUGGAAAGGGAUGGACAUACUCAUCUUCAAUUCCUGGCACUGGUGGGUUCACACCGGGCGUUCCCAGGGAUGGGACUACAUCCGGGAUGGAUCAGCAUUGUACAAAAAUAUGGACCGAUUGACGGCAUUCAGUAAAGGAUUAACCACAUGGGGCAGAUGGGUUGACCAAAAUAUUGAUCCUUCUAAGACUAAAGUCUUCUUCCAAGGGAUUUCACCAACGCAUUAUCAGGGCAAGGACUGGAAUCAACCAAAAAAGAGUUGUUCCGGAGAAGCAGUGCCCCUAUCAGGGUCUACAUACCCCGCUGGUUCACCUCCAGCAGCUGCGGUUGUAAACAAGGUGUUGAGCUCAAUGAAGAAACCAGUUUAUCUACUUGACAUAACAACACUAUCACAGUUAAGAAAAGAUGCUCAUCCCUCAACUUAUAGUGAUGGGUCCGGCACAGACUGCAGCCAUUGGUGCCUACCUGGAUUGCCUGAUACUUGGAACCAACUCCUAUAUGCAGCUCUCAUCAUGUGAAGGUCAACAUCCAAAUCUUAGUUUAGUUUUAUUCUCUCUUUUUUCUUUCCUUUUUCCUAAAGUUGUGUAUUUAUGGGGGGGGCAGAAAUUUCUCAUUUACUCAUUGAUAGGGUGAUAAUGAUGAGCAAAAGUCAAAUGUAAAGUGAUUGGUUCUCUUAAUCACAAUAAUUGUCCUAAAAUUAUACAAAGAUAGGUGACAGUGAGAUGCCAAUGGCAUCUGAUGAUUGUGUAAGGGAAGUAGAAAUCCGCUGGGGACCAAACUUAAGUUUGUUCAAAUAUCAUUGAUUUGUUUGCUGUUGUUUAA
This is a messenger RNA of Populus trichocarpa (black cottonwood), 1508 nucleotides long. RefSeq names its product protein trichome birefringence-like 38. Bases 116 to 1204 code for a protein of 362 amino acids. The record is from RefSeq and is a predicted model, not a curated record. Lineage: Eukaryota; Viridiplantae; Streptophyta; Magnoliopsida; Malpighiales; Salicaceae. Gene Ontology annotation, molecular function: O-acetyltransferase activity. The transcript has 5 exons. Gene Ontology annotation, cellular component: Golgi apparatus.